Molecule: messenger RNA, 3629 nt
Organism: Fundulus heteroclitus (mummichog)
Lineage: Eukaryota; Metazoa; Chordata; Actinopteri; Cyprinodontiformes; Fundulidae
Product: immune-associated nucleotide-binding protein 9
Exons: 2
Coding region: 11-1678 (555 amino acids)
Molecular function (GO): GTP binding
Source: RefSeq, a predicted model, not a curated record
CGGCCCCUAAAUGGCUGCAGAGGAUUUCUCUCUCCUCAGUGCGUGGAUGGAAAUGUUCGGCAACGACAUGUCGUCUCUCGCUAAGCAGUCUUCCAUCAGCAGUGCUGGCAAGAAGUCUGUUCCUUCCUCCACAACCAUCAGAAUGGUUCUACUGGGGAGGACGGGAAGCGGCAAAAGCUCCACCGCCAGCUCCAUCCUCGGCCGGAAGGUCUUGGACCUGAAGCUCAGCAAUCCCUCCAUCAGCCAGCGCUGCCACAGGGCCACGGGAGAAUUUCGUGGUCGACAGCUGCUGAUCCUUGACACCCCCGGCGUGCUGGACGCUCAUCGGACUCUGCAGGAGGUGCAACGGGAACUGAGGAGGAGCGUUAGCCUGCUCUUCCCCGGACCGCACGCUUUCCUGAUCGUCGUCCAGAUUUCAAGAUUCACCCAAGAGGAGAAGGAGGCGGUGCGGCACAUCAAGGAGGCCAUGGGCUCCCACGCUUUGAGCUUCUCCGUGGUGGUUUUUACCCACGGAGACCGUCUCGAGGAGGGGACCUCCGCGAAGCACUGCCUGAUAGACCAGUGUGAGGAGAUGGCCGAGCUGGUGGCUGGAUGCGGGGGCAGGUACUGCGUCUUCAACAACCAGAACCUUCACAACAAGGAGCAAGUCUCCGAGCUUGUCGCUUUGGUGGAGGGCAUGAUGCAGGAUAACGGGGAGAGUUGCUACAACAGCAGGAUGCUUCAGAAAGCAGAGGACGACCUGGCUCAUCAGCUGGAGGAGGAGAGGAAGCUCGCUGGAAGCGACGAGCAGCAGAAACAGAAGCAGGACAGCGCCCUGAAGGAGUGGUACGAAAGAGAGCUGGAGAUGGUUCAGCAGAAAAGCAAGAAGGAGAUGGAAGAGCUGAGGACAAAGCUGGAGCUGGAGAAAGAGAGGGAGAAACUGGCAAAGGAUCGGGAGAAGGCCCUGAGGCAGGAGAUUGAGAGGAAGAGGUCGCAAGAGGUCGUGAGACUGACGGAGAUGGAGAAGAGGAAGAGAGAGGCAAUCCAGGAGAGGCUGGAUAAAGUCACCAAAAUGUUGGAGGAGCAGAUUCAGCGGGAGGAGACGAUGGGACGAUCCAUGGAGGAGAAGAUCCAGAAGGACAAGGCGGAAAACGAAAGAAAGGAGAGGGAGCGGGAGCUUCAGCAGAUCCAAAUGGAGCAGGUGCUCAGACAGACCGAGGAGAUGGAGAGACACGCUCUGCAGGGAGAGCUGGACAAGCUCUGCCAGCGGCUGGAGGAGCUGAGCAGGAAGGAGGAGGAGAGGAAGAGGCAAAUGCACGAUGUCCUCCGACGGGAGCGGGAGGAGAGUCAAAGGGAGCUGGAGCUGCAGAUGGAGCACCUGAAGGCGGAAAAGCGAAGAACCGAGGCCUUCAAGCGGGAGCUGAAGUUCCUGAAGAUCAAGAUCGAGCAGCAGAAACAGUGCGAGGAGCGCUUGAAAAAACUGCUGGACGAGAACCUGCUGAAGGAGAGGGAAAACUGCGACAAGGAAAUCUCCUCGCUGAAGAGGCUGUGCGGCCAAAAGUGUGCCGAGAUGCUGGAGAAGAGAUCCGCCGAGACGCCUUUCAGGGCGAGAAGUGUUGUCGGCUACGUGCAGGAGAUGGGACUGCUGGGCCUGAACGCAGCUCUGGAGAAAGUGGGAACUCCGUGCUGCAUUCAGUAACAGCUUAAACUGUGUUAACAAACCUGGUUUCUGUGAUGGAAAAACACAUGGGGCCUGUAAACUGGCUGCAAAAGGGUUGUUGUAUUUCUAAACCAGCUUUGCAAAUCAAGAAAUGAAGCAAAAUAUUUCUUUGGCCGUUCUUUGGAAAAAUAGCUCAAGCUCAGUUGGAUUGGAUGGUCUGUAAACAUCAAUUAUCUACUGCUUUGCUACAUAUUAUUGAUUAGAUUCAAACACAAUUCCAAACCAUUUCAGCUUUGAACAUAUUUUCUUUUAAGAUUGCCCCAUAUUUUCUUCACAUACACUCUGACCAGCUUCUCUGUCUCUGCUAAAGAGAAGAGCAUGAUGGUGCCACCACCAUGUUUCACCACAGGGAUGGUGCGUUGAGGGUGAUGUGCACUGUUCCACUAAAAGUUAUAUGUUUUUUUUUUUUCAAUUGGAUUUUCUUGUAUCAUGCCUUAUUUUUCUGGGUCUCUCCCACAUACAAGUGUAAUAAAAUACAUUUAAGUGUAUAGCUGUGAUGUGACGCGAUGAGAAAGAAGCUGAAGCACAGAGAGUUCAAGCACGACAUGAAUACUUUGACUGAAGCGUUCACCCCAGAGGUAGGGAAAUGUCCGCCCACGUGAGAGAAAUUUCAUUCCAACAAAUGGAUGUGAUUCCUGUGUGUGUGUGUGUGUGUGUGUGUGUCCUAAAUCAGCAAAUGCACAAACUCUCAGAAAUGAAGCAGAUAAUCUGAUUAUGAUCUCCCCACCCUCUGCCGUGCGCUGUACUCCCUGUGUCAUUUAAAUCUGUACUCAAACUGAACCACGCUGCCAUUAUUUAAAGAACACACAUCUCUGGAGGGCUGCUUCUGUGCUGUUGCUGCCCCCCCCCCAGCACACUGUGGUCUGGGCAUUACCACCUGUUUAUUCUAGGAACAAUAAAGUCAGUUUUAAUCUGCACUACACCCCCUGAUAUGCUUUAAUGUCUCUGUGAUGUGUUUGUCCUUAAGUACGUGUGCGUUACCAAUGUUGUGAGUUCAGGAUGGAAGUGAGAUGCUUGGAUGCUGAGUAAUAUUUUCUAGAGUAAUGGAGGUCGUACAGUUUGCAAAGAUGUCCCAUAAAGCCUCUAAUAUAAAUUCUUACCACUUCCUUUCAAAAUAUUUUUUCCUGUUUUCUUAUUACUCCAAACGACUAAGUCCAAGGUGAAACAUUAUCGUUGUGCUGCCAUCAUUUUGCUUUGGGAUAAAGUGGAUCCCUGUCAACACCAUUCAUCCCAAAUUAUAGGUACUUUAUUAUUUACAUUUUGCCAAAAUAAAUGUUGACAGCUAGGAAGCCCCCCGCGCUUGUGAGUGGUUUGAUAUGACAGGUUCACUAAAGCCAUCUUGUUAUUCAGCCUGAAUUUAAGAGAUUCCAGGUAAAUGAAACAGCUUCUUUAUGUAUAUUAUGCAGUUGUAUUCAAUGCAUUACAAUAUAAAUUAAAAGUUCAUAUUUUCAGUAACUAAAUUCACAAAGUGAAACACAUUGUAUAGAUUAAUUACACACAGACUGGUGUUUAUAAGCCUUUAUUUCAUGUUGAUUGUGAUGAUUUCUAGUUUAUAGCUAAUGAAAACACAAAAAACCUGUUUUUGCAGAAAUGUGUGAUUAAUGAGAGGUACGCGCUUCCAAAAUGUUCUUUUACUUUGACAACCGAGCCUCAUGCAUGUCCUGUAUUAAAAAUGACUUCACUCUAAAAAGAGAAUUUAACUUGAUCAUUUAUAAACUACAUAGAUUAGGUUAGAUUACAUUCAGUUUGAAUUAACUUAGUUGUUUCAGUUGGUUGUUACCAAUUGAAGCAUUUCAUUUAAGUUGGAGUUUUAUUCUGUUUUUAGACCACAAACACAUUGUGUUACAGACUGUAUAACACAGUGUUACUGGAACCUGAAACCAGUUCUACUGAGAUUCAUUAAAUUGUUUUAAUAAACCAGUUUCUAACU